Cotesia congregata is the source of this 3230-nucleotide messenger RNA. Lineage: Eukaryota; Metazoa; Arthropoda; Insecta; Hymenoptera; Braconidae. The record is from the annotation of a GenBank genome assembly.
GUUUAGACGACUGGACGUUUGAACUGAACUUGGCGCCAGACUCUAUCGAGUCUGUGGAUAUGCAAUGAACUGCUAUAACGAGUAAACGGUACGAGAACAUGAAAGAGUGGGAAAAGAAAUAUCUAGAGGGCAAUGCGAUAGAAGGGGAAGAAAAAGGACAAACGAUGCUUUCUGAGGCCGUUUUCGUAUGAGACUCAUACUAUGAGUGCCAGCUGUGCUGUGUAUCGUUAAACGUGAAACAAGGUUGACUGGAAAAUGGAUUAUUGUACAUUUUUGUUAUAACUUAUGUUUAUUGUUAUUAAUAUUAUUAUUAUUUUUAUGUAUGUGUACGUGUUACUGUUGUUAGUAUGGUCAGCUGUUUUUUGUUAUAAGCAUUUGAAGAAAUUGAAAUUCAAAGUGUCUAAUUUAGUUAUUGGAACAAGGAAUAAAUUAUUGUCACCUGCAGCAUCAUUUUCAUCUUCAUCAAAAAUGACGGACUAUAUUAGAAAUAAUCUGCGUGAGAACUUGCAUAAUUUAAAGUCUACGGCGAAUCUGCGACUUCCGUCAAUUCAACCGGCGUCGCAGUUACCCAACAAUAAUAAUAACAACAACAACAAUAAUAUCUCGUCCGACGAAGUGGAUAAUCGCGAGUUUCCACGGGCAGAUUACCGCCUGGAGUCUGUGAGACUGCAGAGCUACACCAGCUGGCCUCUGAGCUUCAUGGACCCUGCGAAAAUGGCAGCGGCUGGAUUCUAUUACACGGGCCACAAUGACGAUGUCAAAUGCUUCGAAUGUGGAAUCGUAAUGCGCGAGUGGGUAGAGGGUGACAACCCGAUGUCGGAUCACCAGCGUUGGCAGUCCAAUUGCCGUUUCGUAAGAAAAUUGCCCUGUGGUAACGUGCCGAUUGGUGUUGAUCCAAGUACCGUUCCGUCAGUGAGUCCUAGAAGCCGUGACGUAUGCGGUCGUUAUGGAGAUGAAUUCCGGCCUGGCGCAUCGCCAGACUUUCGUUCUGGCCAGACAGAAUUCCAGUUUCCCAGUUCUGCUAAGUUGGGAAGUCAAAACCUCGCCCAGCCCAAAGGACCGGCACAUCCGGAAUUCGCGAGUUACGACGCCAGAUUAAAAAGUUUUGAAUCAUGGCCCAAAUCUAUGCCACAAACCAAGGACCAACUUGCUGACGCUGGCUUCUACUACACCGGCACUGGUGACCAAACUAUCUGCUAUCACUGUGGCGGUGGGUUGAAUGACUGGGAGCCGAAAGACGAUCCAUGGUUCCAGCAUGCCAAGUGGUUCAAAAAGUGCUACUACGUCCUGAUGGUCAAAGGCCAAGACUUUAUCAAAAGCGUCAUUGGUCAGCCUGUCGCACCACCUUCUCGUGAGGAGACGAUGCAGAUGAAUUUGUCCAGCUACAUUGAAAAAUUAAAGCCACCAAUGAGUGUUGAGAAACCAGAAGAAGAACCCGAGAAGAAACCGGAGGCAGAAGUUAAGCCGGUUAACAAGAGUGCAGAUGACGCCCGUAUGUGCAAAAUUUGCUAUAACGAUGUAUUGGGGGUGGUGUUUCUGCCUUGCAGACACAUGGUGGCUUGUACUAGGUGCGCGGCGAGUAUGACUUCUUGUCCGGUGUGUAGAGAGCCCGUCAGUAUGACAGUACGUGCUAUAAUAUCUUAGUACCUUUACAUCAGCACUAUUCAUUAUAUCCUAAAAUUAUUAUCUAUGUAAAAAUUAAAAAAUUUUAAAUUAGGAUAUUUAAAUUUAAUAGUAAUUGAAAAUUAUUUGAAAAAAUUAAAUUUAAUCGAAUGAAAUUACCGCGUGACUCAUGACGUCUUGUAUGCGGGUAAAAUUCUAUGCCAAUUUGAAAUAUAAUCUUCUUUUGAUGUGAAGAAAUGAUGAAUAAUAUAUACAUGAGAACUUGCAGUAAUGCAUUGUUCGUAAGAUAAUGAGACAUUACUAAGUCGAAAACUAUUUGCCUUGUAAUAAAUGUCUUAUGUAAAGAAUAUAAUUAAAAAAUUAAUAAUUUUAAAAAAAUAAUAAUAAUAACAAUAAUAAAUUGAAACGUUUACACCUAAAAUAGUAAAAUUAAUUUUUUUUUAAGUUUGUGUCUUGAGUUUGAUAAUAUUAUUUUUGUAUUUAUGUAUUAAUUUAAAAAAUUUUUUUUGUUAUUCGUUUAUAUAUCUAAGUACCAUAGAAUUGUACCUGCAUAAUGACAUCUAGUCAUGAUAGUAUUACGCGUUACAAAUCCGAAAAAUAAUUUAUUUAUUUUUUUGUCGAAAGUUUUUUCUUUGUGUAAUCGUUUAGAAAUAAUAAAAGAAAUGAAAGUACACUUGGUUCAUUAUCAUUUGUACAUGUGAUUAUUAUUAUUAUUGUUGUUAUUAUUAUUAUUAUUCAGAAUUUGAUUAGCGUUGAAUAAACUAACCGGAAGCGCCAUAUAUUAAAUGGUAAUUUAAUAAAAAAAACUUAUGUAAAAAUAAGCAGAAGUCAGAUUUCGAUUCCAAUGACAGUUCUUUUAUUUGAAAAGAAAAAAUAAAUAGAAUGUAUAAGGUACAAGAUAUUAAUGAAUAAAAUGAAAAUUUAUUUUGUUUAAACUUAUUGUUUAUUUCAGUUUUUAGGAAAUUUUUAAUUGAAUCCUAUUAAGAAAUUACAAUUAUAAUAGUAAUAAUAGCAGUAGUAAUAAAAUCACAGUGACUAGAGAUUUUUAUAAUGAGUAACAUAAACUAACAAAGUGGACCAUUAUGUCUACGUCAGUGAAAGAUUCGGUUUAACGAUAACCGAUUUAAAAAUGUGAAUUGUGACUCAUGAAAAGAAAUAAACCAGACUAAAACGCGUUAUGACACGUUGAGUUUUCGAAAACAUUAUUAUUGCUAUUAUUAUUAUUAUUUUAAAUUUACAUAAUGUAUAUAUUUGUAUUAUUUCUAUUACAUAACAUUAUGAAAAAUGUUCCAAUGGCCAAUCCCACAAGCAUCAUAUAAGUUGCCAUUUUAUACAAUUAAAAUAACGCAUGAAAAUAGUAUUGAAGUAAUUUAGAACUAAAUACUUUGAACCUUCGAUUAAAUUGUUUUAUAAGAACUCUUCUAGCAAUAAGAAAUAGUAAUUUAGAUAAUCCUUUUUUUAUGAUUAUAUUAUAUAUGGGCUUAGCGGGUAAUGAAAGAAAAUCAUGCUUUGUAAUAUAAGAAUUUUCCUCUUAGUUUAAUUCGCAAGUGAUCUAGUGAUUUUAUAUGACUUAUAAUAUCGUAAUAUUUUUUUUUAAAUAUAUACAC